GGCGCCCGUCGAGCAGCCCAGAGCGUGGCCCCCGCCCCCGCCGCUGUCGCCCAAACUUCGGCCGCGCCGCCCGGCCGCCCGGGGCCGAGCCAGUUUCUGAGUUACUCACGGUUAGUUUCACCAUUUAGCAUGUGAGUCCUGUAGACUCCAACAGACAAGACUUGGCUGAAAUAGGAAUUCUCAAGAUGAAUCAUACAGAAUCUAGCCCAUUGGUGGAGCCAACUACAAUAGGUUUAACCCCUGAGUUGUUAAGUACUUUACCUGUGCCUUCCAAUGAGACCACCUGUGAAAACUGGAGAGAGAUGCAUCACCUAGUUUUUCAUGUAGCAAAUAUAUUCUUUGCCAUUGGAUUGGUUAUUCCCACUACUCUUCACCUUCAUAUGAUACUUCUUAGAGGGAUGUUAUCUAUAGGAUGUACCCUUUAUAUCAUCUGGACCACUCUCUACCGAUGUGCCUUGGAUAUAAUGAUCUGGAACUCUGUGUUCUUGGCUGUCAACAUUUUGCAUCUUUCAUAUCUUAUAUACAAGAAAAGACCGGUAAAGAUUGAAAAGGAACUCGGUGGCAUCUACCGACGGUUAUUUGAACCACUGCGUGUGUCUCCAGAGCUGUUCAGAAGAUUGACUGGACAGUUUUGCAUGAUUCAAACCUUGGAAAAGGGUCAGCCUUAUGCCGUAGAGGAUGAAACGUCAGUUGAUGACCGUCUGAGUGUUCUCCUGAAGGGAAAAUUGAAGGUCUCCUAUAGAGGACACUUUCUGCAUAAUAUUUACCCCUGUGCCUUUAUAGAUUCUCCUGAAUUUAGAUCAACUCAGAUGCAUAAAGGUGAAAAAUUCCAGGUCACCAUUAUUGCAGAGGACAACUGCAGACUUUUAUGCUGGUCAAGAGAAAGAUUAACUUACUUUCUGGAAUCAGAACCUUUCCUAUAUGAAAUAUUUAGGUAUCUCAUAGGCAAAGACAUUACAAACAAGCUCUACUCACUAAACGAUCCAACUUUAAAUGACAAAAAGGUCAAGAAGCUGGAGCCGCAGAUCAGCCUCUGCACACAGAUCGCCAUGCUGGAGAUGAGGAACAGUUUAGCCAGCUCCAGUGACAGUGAGGACAGCCUGCACCAGUUUCUCCGAGGCUCGCCCAGUGUGUCUUCCCUCCAUGUGUCUUCUCCACACCAGCGAGCUUCUGCCAAGAUGAAGCCAAUAGAAGAAGGAGUGGAGGAUGACGAUGAAGUCUUUGAACCCAUGUCUCAGAAUGCAUUUCAAAUCCCUCAGUUGCCUUGAUCAGGAGUCAAGUUACCAAGAUGGAAAUAACUCUUGAAGAGAUCCCAGAAAAUACCAGCAUUUCCCCCACAGCAUUUAGAUGAUUCUGCUUAAAUGUAUCCAGACUGGUAGUAUCUAAGGACAAAAAAGUGAUCAAAUUUCCAUAACGGGAAGGUUAUUUCUGCUGUCCUUUUUAUUGGUCAGCUUUUAAAGUUAUUGUUUUUUCUAAGCCUUCUGAUUAAACCUCGUUUUAUUUUUAAGG
Erinaceus europaeus (western European hedgehog) is the source of this 1509-nucleotide messenger RNA. RefSeq names its product blood vessel epicardial substance (gene POPDC1). The coding region runs from base 186 to 1268 and encodes 360 amino acids. NCBI's taxonomy places the organism in Eukaryota, Metazoa, Chordata, Mammalia, Eulipotyphla, Erinaceidae. Gene Ontology annotation, cellular component: sarcolemma. The transcript has 9 exons. The record is from RefSeq and is a predicted model, not a curated record. Gene Ontology annotation, molecular function: cAMP binding.